Anisakis simplex (herring worm) is the source of this 810-nucleotide messenger RNA. NCBI's taxonomy places the organism in Eukaryota, Metazoa, Nematoda, Chromadorea, Rhabditida, Anisakidae. The record is from the annotation of a GenBank genome assembly.
AUGUCACAAGUAAUCGGCAAACAAGGUGAUCAAGUCAUAUACGCAGAAUUACCACACUGCUAUCUUGGGCAGUGGUAUCCAGCACAGUCAAUGGUCGAGGCCAUACUUGUGAUCAUCGCCGUCAUUUGCAUACCCAUAAUGCUAUUCGGUAAGCCAUUAUACCUAUGGCAACAGCAGAAGAAGGCCAAGAAAGAAAUCGGCGAUAAAAUGAUGGUUCGUGCGAAUAUGCUCAGCGAGGAGACCGAAAUAACGUCGAAUGGAGGGCAACAACAGGGUGCCGCUGCUGCUGCAGCUACUGAUGGUGGAAAUCAUGGCAACGGUCAUAUUGAGAAGGAACGACGAGGGGCUGAUCUAGAUGGUGCUACUGCUGCCGUAGCAUCGGCAGCUGGUGGAGGCGGAGGAGGACAUCAUGAAGAAGAGGCAUUCGGCGAUAUCAUGGUACAUCAAGCCAUUCACACCAUUGAAUAUGUGCUCGGUUGUGUCUCACAUACGGCUUCAUACCUACGACUUUGGGCAUUAUCACUGGCACAUGCACAACUCUCCGAAGUGCUAUGGCACAUGGUGUUAGUGCAAGCGUUUGCACUGUCCGGUAUUGCUGGCUAUGUGGCUGCCUAUUGUAUAUUCUUUGCGUUCGGUGUUUUAACCGUAUCCAUUCUGGUGCUCAUGGAAGGUCUAUCGGCAUUUCUGCAUGCGUUACGUCUUCAUUGGGUUGAAUUCCAGUCGAAAUUCUACAUGGGUUUGGGCUACCAGUUUGUUCCAUUCUAUUUUAAGGAUGUAUUGGAUAAGGCGAGUGUAUCUGAUAAUAACUGA